AUGACCUCAACUCGUUGUCCCCCACUCUUAUCGGAUUCCGAGAUAAAGGUCAAGUCCCAUCCGGUCGCAUCAGCCGGGUUGCACAAAACCAAGAAAGAAGACCAACCCAUCAUGGUCUCAUACGCUCUUCAACAGCUCUUCUUCGACGGUAAACCGCAGAAUGCAACGUCAGGGAAAACUUUCAAAAGCGUCGAUCCCUCUACUGGAGAACCCAUAGCAGAGAUCCAAACUGCUGCCCCGGCAGAUAUCGACGCUGCCAUAGCAUCAGCGCAGAGAGCAUUCCCUUCGUGGUCCCAAACACCCCCAAUUGUGCGCACACGCAUCUUGCUCAAAGCAGUCGCCAUUCUCCGCGCUCGGAACGACGAAAUCGCCAGGACAGAAACCCACGAUAGCGGCAAAGCCUUCUCGGAAACAAGCGCCGUAGACGUAGUGACAGGCGCAGAUGUGCUGGAAUACUUUGCAAACUUGGUAGCAAGCGGAGGCCUCAAUGGCGAGACUACACAACUGCGGCCAGAUGCGUGGAUAUACACCAAGAAGGAAGCACUAGGCGUCUGUGCUGGAAUCGGCGCCUGGAACUACCCCAUUCAGAUCGCACUGUGGAAAUCGGCGCCCUGUCUCGCCGCCGGGAACUGCAUGGUCUACAAGCCGUCAGAAGUGACCCCCCUCCACGGGCAAAUCCUCGCCCAGGUCUUUACCGAAGCUGGACUUCCCCCAGGCGUCUUCAACAUCGUGCAUGGCGAUGGGGCUGUAGGUGGAUACUUGACUGCUCACUCAGGUAUAUCAAAAGUCAGCUUUACCGGCCAAGUAUCGACAGGAGCGAAGGUAGCGAGUUCAGCGGCCAGCGGUAUGAAAUAUGUGACGAUGGAAUUGGGCGGUAAAAGCCCAUGUAUCAUCCUCCCAGACGCAGACAUCGAAGCUGCCGUCGACGGAGCUAUGAUGGCGAACUUCUACUCUACUGGUCAGGUCUGUACGAACGGCACCCGCGUUUUCGUCCCACGCGCGCUACAGCCUGCAUUCGAGAAGCGCCUUCUCGAGAAAGUGAAAUAUAUCCGUUCACUGGAACCAAUGGACCCGAACAGCAAUUUCGGACCCCUAGUAUCGGAAAUCCAUUACAAGAAAGUCCUCAGCUACAUCAAACAUGGCAUCGAGGAGGACAAGGCGAAGCUCCUCUGUGGCGGCUUCUCCAAACCGACCGCCAUCCCCUCCGGCUACGAAAACGGUUUCUGGGUCCAACCCACCGUCUUCACAAACUGCACCGACACCAUGAAGAUAACCACCGACGAGAUCUUUGGGCCUGUCCUCUGCAUCCUCCCUUAUGACACGAUCCCCGAAGUUAUCAGCCGUGCCAACAACACUAAAAUGGGCCUUGCCGCCGGCGUCUUCGGCAAGGACGUUAAUCUGUGCCACGAGGUAAUUGGCAAGGUCGAAGCGGGCAUAACAUGGAUCAAUACUUGGGGGGAGAGCCCGGCGGAGAUGAGCGUGGGCGGGUGGAAGCUGAGUGGUGUCGGGGUUGAGAAUGGCCGGAGGGGCCUGGAGGCGUGGGUGAGGGAGAAGAGCACGCUGGUGGAGGGGAGUGGGGUCGUGGGGACUGUGUUUGCGAAGUUGUAG
Drepanopeziza brunnea f. sp. 'multigermtubi' MB_m1 is the source of this 1608-nucleotide messenger RNA. RefSeq lists its product as uncharacterized. Lineage: Eukaryota; Fungi; Ascomycota; Leotiomycetes; Helotiales; Drepanopezizaceae. The record is from RefSeq and is a predicted model, not a curated record. Gene Ontology annotation, molecular function: aldehyde dehydrogenase (NAD+) activity.